AUGAGUGAUACCAACUCCGCUUCAUCUUCAAAGAAAACAAAUAGCGUUAGAUUUUUGACAGUUGGCACCCAAUCAAAUUUAAAAAGACAUAGCAAGGACGAAGUUUCCCUGUCUCAAGAUUUAGCUGGAGAACAAACAUGUAAUAGAAGAAAUACAAUAGAUGCUUCAUCCGAUAUUUCCAAGAGUGCUGACACGGUCAUGUCAAACGCCUCAGCAACUUUUGACAUUUUGAAUGUUUUGGAAGAGAUGAUUGUCCAUCCAAGUGGACAUUCUGUUCUCAGAUUGAGUGAAAAACACAGAGUACUCCUCAUUGUCAUUAAAUGGUUCGGCUGUCCCAUGUGUCAACAUGUCAUCACAUCAAUUAGUAAUUAUUUGAGCAGUUUCUUAAUGAUGAACGUUGUUCCAGUGAUUUGCCAUCAAGAAAACAAUGAAAAGUGCGUAAAAUCAAUGAAAGGAACCAAUCUCUUGCAUUGUAAAAUCUCAAACUCUAUCAAACAUGGUUUAUUAAUGGUUCCAAAGGCAAGUUUAGUGAGACAUGCAUUGGCACUUCCAACCAUUCUGAAAUUCAUGUUUAAGGAAGAUAAGAAAUUGAGAUUACCUUCAUUGAAAGAUAUUAGACAUAUGGAUAUGUUUUCAUUGUUUACAAUGCAUAUUAUUAGUCAUGGUUCAUUCGAAACUAGUUAUUUCUAUAAGGAUUUAUCUGAAAGACCUGAUUAUGGUAAAUUUAUUUUCAAUUUGGGAAAGGCCAGUUCAGAGACGAGCAAUUUGGUUUCAGAAGUAGAACAAUCACCAGAUCAAUAUUUGAAUGAUUUGAAGAAAUUAUUCCCUGACAUGUUUUUCAUUUUCCAAACUGCUAGAAAAACCAGAUCCAUUCUCAAUAUCGAACAAACUCUCCAGCAGGAAGAAGUGGAGGAGGGAAGAGUGAGUAUUGCCUCUGUUGGAUCAGAUAAGUUGACUGUACAGGAAGUUUUGGAAAAUUCUACAAUGAGAAGAUACUUUAAAGCCUAUCUCUCUAAUAUUUUCAGUUUGGAAUUGGCAAUAUUUAUUGAAGAAAUAGCUCAGUACAAGAUUUUAUGUAAGGCCUGUAAGAAAUUCACCUACAAUUCCGAUCUGAUUAAGAAAUCAGGAUCAAAUCUUGCUGUGGAUGAAUCGUGCGAUAUUACCAUCUUCAUUCCGCCUUCAGAAAUUAUCAUUCCAGAACAUCAUGUCAAGGCCUCGUAUAUUUUCGAUACCUUUUUAGAGGAUAAUGCUGUGUUUGAGGUGAAUACCAGUAAAAAGCUAAUUAAUGCAGCAAAGAAGAGAAUAGAGGAAGAAGGAUAUGUGGAAGAUUUGUUCGAUUCUUUGGAGAAGGAUGUGAUUAGUACAAUGGUGUUUCCUCUCUAUUUACAAUUCGAAAGCUCUGAGCUCUGUAAGGAAAUGCUUGCAAAUGUACAAUCUGUGAAAACUACUCAACAACCAUAA
This is a messenger RNA of Naegleria gruberi, 1461 nucleotides long. RefSeq lists its product as uncharacterized. NCBI's taxonomy places the organism in Eukaryota, Heterolobosea, Eutetramitea, Acrasida, Naegleriidae. The record is from RefSeq and is a predicted model, not a curated record. The transcript has a single exon. The coding region runs from base 1 to 1461 and encodes 486 amino acids.